This is a messenger RNA of Aspergillus piperis CBS 112811, 2286 nucleotides long. Its product is annotated as N-alpha-acetyltransferase 35, NatC auxiliary subunit. The record is from RefSeq and is a predicted model, not a curated record. Gene Ontology annotation, cellular component: NatC complex. Lineage: Eukaryota; Fungi; Ascomycota; Eurotiomycetes; Eurotiales; Aspergillaceae. Bases 1 to 2286 code for a protein of 761 amino acids. Gene Ontology annotation, biological process: N-terminal peptidyl-methionine acetylation. The transcript is spliced from 8 exons.
AUGCGGGUUGUCACGCAGUCGGUAGUCCCGCGCGACAUCACCGAUGAAUUUACAUCCGCUGCCUCAAAGCUGAAAACUGGCCAGCUCGUCAAAGAUGAUUACUUCACGCUUUUCGAAGCAGUUGGGGCGCUGGAGAUUAUGGACUCCAAGAUGGAUAGUGGAUAUCUAGGCCCCGGCGAAAACCAUGCGCAGGCUUUGGAUGACGAUUACGAUGUGACGCGGGAGCUUAGUCCGGAGGAGGUCCUUGGUAUUAUGGACGGAUUGCUGUGUCAUGAGAUGGCAUGGCAUAUGGGCCACCCUCUUUCCCAAACCCUCUUCACAUCCCUGUACCUUGAUAAGCUCUUGUGGCCGGUCCCGAAGUCGCUCGAUGAAGCCACCUUCUCUCGCGGACGUGCCGCGAGUAAUGACAAGGAAGCCCCGGUCGUGCAUCUGGUACUGCGUGCUUAUUGUCUGGCGCUCCUCAAAUGCUGCGACUUUGUUCAUGCACGAGUAGCCACUGAAUACUAUUUCGAGGAAGAGGACUUUGUCACCCAGCUCUACAAUCGCAGCCUGCUGUCGCAAUUCGAACCGGAGCCAUUCUACGACCUCCUUCAUCAAGCGAUUUAUUGGGUUGACGAACAGAAGGAUAAGUUGGAUGAGAACGUGCGGCAGGCCAUAAAAACCAGACUGCUCUUCCGACGUGACUUUCUGAAGGGCAUGGAACAAGAUAUCGAAGUGAUUGAGACGAGGUCAAAGGAGCCGUUUUUGGCUUGUCUGCCCCAAUUGGAUGAUAUGGCCAAAUCGACGACCCUUGGAGCGCAAGUGCCUGAUUCGUUCAGUUGGAAGAUUCAAAGAAAACUGGCCAGCACUGUGCCGCCACGACCGAUGGUGAAUAUCAAUUUCGACGAUGCGCUGGCGCAUCUGAGGCGACUAUGUCAAGACGCAAUUGAUCUCCAAGAAGUCAUCGGUUACCGCGGUCCUUACAAUUUCAAGGUAAUUGUCUGGACUUUGCUGUCACGCAAGCCUCAGCCAUCAGUAUAUAUCCGAUCGCUGGUUCAGUCAAUGAUCGUAAACAACAUGACGAUACUGGGAGCCGUCCCGGUUAAACAGUUCCUGUACGAUGAGCUCGCGGAGCUUGUACUACCGUCUAGUAUACUUCUGCAAGCCAACAUGGACGAUAUUGAGGUGCCUUCAGACCCCCGCUUCCAGAUUGCCAAGCAAAUGGACGCGUUCGUGCAGCGCUUCUCCCAGCCUUUUGUGGACACGUUCCGUAGUUCCUGCCUGAAUCGCUGCCGCAUCCGCCGUACUGUUUGCCAUACCAUUGUCGACUGGGAUAACUUGCAAAUGGAGGCGGAAGAUCUGGAUGAGCAACUCCGUACCCUCAGCAAAGAACCCCCGCUGAUGCUCGCUAAUGGCGACGCAACGUACUCAUACCCUCUUAGUAGCUGGGCCUACCAUCAGAAACUGGUUCAAUUCCGCCUCAUUCUUCAGCUCGGGUUCGAGCUUUCUAUCUACGCACCGGAAGAACUACCGGGGAUGUACUGGUACCUGUCCCACAUUUGUUCUACCCAUCUAGGCCAUAUCGAUCGUAUCCGCACGUUCACUGUCGCCACGGCCAAACGAAACCUUCCCGAUGUGGCCGCCAAGAAGCGCGAUGCUCUUGAACGCCAUGCUGCCCUCCAGAAGUCCCUCAAACUGCUCGAACGGCUCACGACGCAAAUCGUUGCGAUUGACGCAUUUGCGAUUUCCCUGCACGCCCUGUACGUGCUACUUGCUCGCCAUCGUGUCCUGCCAACAGCCUCGUCACCCCAAGCGUACUCCAGCGACCGGUUGCGCUACGAACUCCGCAUGAAACCAUUCCUUUCAAUUACCUUGCCGGAAUUGGUCCCCUACGAUGAGUACCGCCGGGAAGCGGUGCUCGAAGGGGACAGUGACGAGAUCGUGCUGGAGCGUGCCACUAAGGCGAUCUCGGAAGCCCGGAAAGCGUGGGAAGCCACGCUAGCGAACGGGGCUUUUAUCCGCGAUUCCGAUGGCGAGGAGAGCCCCGCACCGGCCAUUGAAGAAGACUGGAAGCGCGACAUCAAAGACACGAAGCGCGCCUGCAUCGGUGCCAGUAUUGCCAUCGGAACAGUCAAGGAAGCAUUGGAGAAGCGCACGCCAAAGGAACAAUCUGAUGAAGCGGCCAACCGCCCAUCGAUAAACCUCCAGGUGACCAUUCCAGAGGUUGGAAGUAAGGCCCGUUGGCAUGAUUGGUGGAUAGUCCCGCAGAUUUCCCAAGGGACAGUAGCAACCUCUAAGAAGACGUGA